UUCAAAUUUUUCCGUUAUUUUCGAGUCAAGUUUCGUGAAGAAGGUAACGGCAGCUCCGCCAGAAAUAAUUUAAAAAUAGCUGCAAUAAAUUAACGUGCUGACUCUCUGAGUUAGCUAAAUCGUAUUAACAGAAGGAAUAACUAGCACAAACAGAAAUGGAGAUCCAGAUGCGCAGGCACAGAACGGUGCAGAUCCAGGACCAGGAGAACAUUUACGCGAACAAGGGCAAGAGUAACCUGGCUCUGCCGGUGAAGAAGCAGGGCCUGUCUGUCCGCGGGGCGCUCGGGGAAGUGAACAGCAAUGUGCAGGCUCAGCGUGAUGUGGCCGUGGGGAAGGUGGCGUAUGCGACGGCCGAGUUCGAGAAGAAGGCCACCCUGACCCGCGCUGCUGCGAAAUGCAACACCAACUACAGCCAUGUCCAGUCGAAGGUGGACACGGGGCGCGCCACCAAGCCGGUCAUCCAGCCGUCCUCCCGACCCCCACUGAGACGGGAGGAGAGCACCGCCAACCUCGCUGCCAAGGCUGCUGCCCGCUCUAAGGCAGCCUUCAAAGAGAUUUCUGGCAACAGAAACAAUGAAAUCAUCUUCAAGAAGGACUCAAAGAAGUCUAGCAAACUUUCAUCAGUGAAAGAAGUGAAGCCGGAUGAAACAAGGGAAUCAACUCUGAAACCCAUCAUCAAGGAGCAGACACAAACUCUGCAGAUGCUAUCUCUGGAGUCCGACGCCUCAACUGAUGAUGAAUGCUCCUCGCUGCCCAGUGACAUUGAAGACAUUGAUGCAGGAGACAACAGCAGUCCGCUGCUCAUGUCCAUGUAUAUCAAGGACAUCUACCGCUACCUGAUUGAGCUAGAAGAGAAGUACCCUGUGGGUGAAGACUACCUUAAAAACCAGUCGGUGAUCACGGGCAAGAUGCGCGCGACGCUGAUGGACUGGCUGGUGGAGGUGCAGCGGCAGUUCUCGCUGCUGCUGGAGACCUUCCAGCUCACCGUCGGCAUCAUCGACCGGUAUCUACAGGCGGUCCCGAACGUGCAGCGCAACGAGCUGCAACUAGUCGGUGUAACAGCCAUGUUCAUAGCGAGCAAGUACGAGGAGAUCUACGCGCCGGACGUGGGCGACUUCGUGUACGUGACCGACAACGCGUACAGCAAGCAGGACGUGUUCCGCUGCGAGAGGGAGAUCAUGUGCAAGCUCGGCUUCUGCCUCGCCCGGCCCAUCCCGCUCAGCUUCUUGAGGAGGUUCAUCAAGGCGGCGCACGGCUCGUCCAAGAACCACCACCUGGCCAAGUACCUCGUGGACCUGUGCCUCGUGGACUACAACAUGUCGCACUACCGGCCCUCGGAGCUGGCGGCGGCCGCCAUCUGCCUCUCCCUCCACCUGCUGUCCUCCAAGAAGCUGCCAGACAUCUGGACGCCCACCCUCGUGUACUACUCCGGCUACACCUUCGCACAUAUCCAGCCAAUCAUGAGGAAGAUCGCCGUCAUCGUCAUCAGCGCCGAAACGUCUAAAUACAAGGCGGUGUACAACAAGUAUCUUGAUACCUCUCUAGCGAAGGUCUCAAGCCUGCCCCAGCUGAAGGGAGAAGCGAUAUACGAACUAGUGAAGAUAACCGAGUAAACUUGACGAGGAUUUGACGAAACGUUUUAUGGAUUUUAAUGCGACUGAGUUUUGUGUAAGCUUGUUUUAGGUACCUGCUGUGUUAGCUUAAUUUUUAGGUAUGGUUUAUGUGUGACUGAGAGUCGGUGGACAGUAUUGAAGUGCUCAGUCGAGUGAUUUUUGAAAUGUGUAAAUUUUACUUAUUGCCAAUGAACAUUUGUUUUAGGUUUAACAACGUAUAUAUUAUGUGCGUGAGACAUUAGUUAUAACAGGUAUUUUAGAGUAAUUUAUCAUUGUUUGUAUUAUUAUUGACAUUUUUAUACCAAUAAAUGUACAUCUUUGGUAGAACUACUGCAUAUUAUGACAUGACGAGUUUGGGAGGUUGGGUAUAAGCAUCUCUAGAGUGAGAUGAAGGAAGAAUGUACUGAUUUUGAAUUCCUGGCAUAAGGUGUGAUUUUCUGACUAGAUCAAUGUAAUGUUUUAUUUCGAGUUGUAUAAUUUUAAACAUAAUUUGUGGUAAGUUUAUGUAAUUUUAAUUAGAUAUACACGGAUAACUUUGUUAAUAAAUAAAAUAAUGUAUUUAAUUAAAA
This is a messenger RNA of Plutella xylostella (diamondback moth), 2182 nucleotides long. RefSeq names its product Cyclin B (gene CycB). The record is from RefSeq and is a predicted model, not a curated record. Lineage: Eukaryota; Metazoa; Arthropoda; Insecta; Lepidoptera; Plutellidae. Gene Ontology annotation, molecular function: cyclin-dependent protein serine/threonine kinase regulator activity. Gene Ontology annotation, biological process: mitotic cell cycle phase transition.